UCCGCGUCUACACGACUCCCGCCUAUCCUUGCACCCCACGUACGCGGCCCCAAUGCGGGGUGAGUAACAGAUCAAAUGGACUUCUGGGUGAGGCUACUUGGCGGCUCGUCCCAGAAGAAGAAGCAGAUCGCGCCAAACAACCCGCAGCAGCGGCUGGCACGCUUCCGGCAGCGAUACAACCAAGUUCUGCAAGCAUGGCAAAAGGCAACCAACCUCGCAAGCGACCGCGAAGCGCUGGGCAACAUCCGCCGUGGCUUCCAGGCCCUCACCGCGAUCCUCAGUGAUGAGUCCCGAUCACCCGCACCCCACAUGUGCCUGCAGUUCGCAGCCGCCCAGCAGAUAUACACGGCUGUCUCCAAGAUAGCAGCCACUGCGCACGACGAAGGCACCGUUAGGGACGCCGUCGCAUUCUACAAUGCCCUCAUCGAUAGCGAGGAAGAGGACUUUCUCGAGAAUGAUGUCUUCGCAGCCUCCCUCAUGAACUUCAUCGAUCGGACAAUCGGAUCUGGCAGUAUAGGUAUUGGUGAAGACAUUGAGGCCGACAUUGUCGAGCUGCUGUUCGGCAUUGCGGCCAAAAUCAGGUUACAGCCAGAGAUCCUGCAUGUCUGGUUCACCACCACAUCUGCAGACAGCCAAAGACGACUGCUCAACCAGAAAGCCGAUUUUGCGGGUGUCACACAAAAAGAAGAUUUUCCGCUGUGCUAUCAGCUCAUUGAUCACGUCCAUCACGAAGGUCGUAUCGGAGACUUUGCGCGCACUGGCCUACUAUACAUAUUCGAGUCUGCGUCCAGGUCUAUAGAUCUGGAGCAGUGGAUAGUGAACAGUGACCUCCCUACACUCAUGGCAACUGGACUAGGAGCAUUGUACAGUCAGAUGAGCAGGUAUCCUUCGCUACUAGAAUCAUCCGAUGCUGAUGGCGGUUCCUCUGUUGCAGUGCUUACAUAUCUCCGCCAUAUACUGGACGGUCUGGACCAUCCCGAGCUUGUACACAUGAUGCUUCAGUAUUUGCUAGCGUUACUGGACUAUACAACUUCUACAGCGCCACGUUCACCCGCCGCUGUCAAACGACGCCAGUCGCUCAUGCUGCUCAGUGCAACAGACAAAGAUGACGACAAAUUCAACCCAUCGCUUUUCAAUCUUGUCGAUCUUGUGCUGGGCAGCACUGCCUCUCGAAAUCCACAGACUGUCACCGCAGCGUUGAAGUUGACAACAGUGAUUCUGAGCAAAAAUCACAGCUAUGCGCUUGGGUCUCUUGUAAAGGUCAUGGCUAUUCACCACAAAGAGCAUCAUAGGACGGUCGGAUCACUGAACAAGGAACUCGAAAUGUACCUCAACGUUGCUGUGGACCUUGCCGGUCUUGAAGGUGUCGAUGAGGCUUAUGACAGCUAUCUCAAGGAUGUGUUGAGCCUACUGGAAUCUCAUCCUUGUUCGCUGAAGACGAUUGGCAUACCAUCCAUGUCUGGGAAGAAUCAAGGAUACUUUGACUCAACUGAAGCCUCGGCUAGGGAUGUUGACCCGCAUCACCUGCUCCCAGAAGACCCACUCUUCCAAACCAUGAUUGACUUACUGCUAACAUUCCUCACAAACGAUGUUGAGACUAAUUUGGCACUUACCGAGGCAAUUAUCACGCUUGGAACGUGCUCUCAGCUGCGUCUGGAAGGCUGGCUGUCUGUGGAUCCUGCCGACUACCACUUCGAGAACAAUAACUCCGGAGUAGAGUCGUUCUCGAAUGAAAAUUUGCGGGCCAUGUACAUGGCUGAAAGGCUUCCAAAUUGGAAUCCAGCAGCCACACCCCAGUUGCUGGCGUGCUUGCAACAGCUUCAGGCUCAAGUCAAUGCUCUCCGGAGCGACAUCAAGGACUGGGAUGAGCAGGUUGCUAGUCGUAAAGACACUUUCCGCAUCCACCAAGACAUAGAAGAGGAGUCCAAAAUGUCUACACCUCAGUCAAAAUCCGUUAGAGCUCCUUCCGAAACACCAGCUGGGUCCUGGACGCCACAAAUACCAAAACAUGUUCUGGACCCACCAAAGACGCCUUCACGAGCUCAGUCUCCUCGGGGAAGAAAAGAAGCACUUGCAGCGUCAAGAAAUACGCCUGGGGGAUCUCCUGUUCCCUCGAGAUAUGGCGGUCAAACUCUCGUUGGCUCACCUGCUCGAGCGGCGUCCCCUCUAUCAGUGCAGAAUGUCAGCAUCCUACAGCCGUCGCUCAUGUCCGAUGUGGACGCCAGUAUAGCACAAAUUAGGAUGAAUCAAUUUGGCAAGAGACGCAUUCGCUUUCGGCGCGCAGCUGGGUCAAAAGAAGUUGAAGUCAUGCUAUCCAAGUUCCAGCCGCCACCCAAGGAGCCUUCUGAAGACACAACAGAUAGCGCUGAAGAGAGGGAGGAAGAUGAUAUUCGAGAGGCGAGCCUAAUGCAUAUCAUUACGAACGUGGUGAUUCUGCAAAACUUUGUGCUGGAGCUCGUGGCAUUGAUGCAAGUCAGGGCUAGCUUGUUUAAUGAGGUCAAGUUUCUUUAAGGGUGUAGUGCUUGUUGUGGGGGUGUUUUCGGUUUAGUAGCACGAAUAUACCCAUUUUCAUGUC
Messenger RNA from Bipolaris maydis ATCC 48331, 2575 nucleotides. The record is from RefSeq and is a predicted model, not a curated record. NCBI's taxonomy places the organism in Eukaryota, Fungi, Ascomycota, Dothideomycetes, Pleosporales, Pleosporaceae.